CACUGACCUGCUCUACUAGAAUCUCUACAUUAUAGCAAUAGCAUAAUGUUAUUAAUUACGUCAUGUGUGGAAGUUGUGUGCAGUAAUGCCAAGGGCGAGAACAGUGGAAAUCAGCAUCAGAUGUUUAUAUGUUGGCUAUUCUGGCAGUUGAUUGUUCGAGCUGCCAUAUUGCGGAUUUAGUAUAUUUUUGUACUUGCCAACACUCACGGAGUGCAAAGGGCUGCGAAGGUGAAAGUGAUUGAGGGUGAAAGUGUAACAACCGGUGUCGGUGUGACAAUUUAUAUUUUUAAGAAAUGAGGGACGAUGACGUUAGGUAUUGAUGCUAAGAAUUUAACGUAAGGAAGUGUUGCGGAAGAAUUAAGGAAAGAUAUAUCAAGUAACUUCCUCUUCAAGGACGCGUGUGAUUUUUCACCGACUGAAGUUGUUUAUCUCAAACGUCUGAUUCUGUCGUUUUCAUCAAGAAUGACCUCGAAUGGAAACGGUGUUGAUCGGUAUAUUUAUAAUCUACCUUAUGCUCAGCACCAAGAACUUUGUCGGAUAUUGGACAGAGAUAUGACCUGGGAGGAGCUAGGUGGAAAGUAUAUGAAUUAUGAUAUGAGUAUCAUAUUAGACCUUAGGCGUGAUGAUCAGCGUGGCAAGUCUCCUACCAGUCAAUUGUUAACAAUGUGGGGCCAACAAAAUCAUACUGUCCUCCAGCUUUUUGUCUUAUUAUCUAAAAUGCAUCAUUAUCAAGCAAUGACAGUCUUAAAACCAUUAGGCAAGUAUAAUCUGCACAUCUUAAAUAGAUUUGAUCCUAGAUACCAUGAUUUGAUUUACGAAGGUGAAGAAAAUGUUAGGUUCUUUGAUGAUGAAGAUGGCAAUUCAGCCUCUGAUUCUCCCCGUCAGGACCAGAAUGCUAAUGAUGGCGCUGCAAAUGCUAGAGCUUUGCCUCAGUCUCAUUCAUCUGAAGAUAAGAACAUGAAUGUUUGGGGUGAUAAUUUGAAUCGCCGAGAUGCCCCACGAGAUAUGGGUAGAGAUAAGAUGCUUUUAAUGCCAGAACAACCUGAAAGGAAAAUUAUAAAUAAACCAAUGCCUUUGGCCUCGAGUAAAAAUGAUAGCAACGAAGGUAACAUACGUGCUCCUCGAAUGACUGUGGAUGCUCCAAGCUCAGAUGUACCUCCGGUACAGUCACCUCCAGUUCCUGUCCAAAACAUGGGUGCAAAACAGAGAAGAGAAGGAAAAGAAAAUAACCCCACACCUCAGGAGAGAAAGCUGUCAUGUGCUUCUGAUGUUUCCACAGUUGCAGAGUCUAUUCCAUUAAUUCCUUAUUUAGAAUUGGAAUCAGCUACUCAGGGCUGGGACAAAACUACUAUAAUAGGAAAGGGUGGAUUUGGCACAGUGUUUAAAGGAAACUGGAAAAAUACUUUGGUGGCUAUAAAAAAAAUUGAGCAGAGAGGGGCUGAAUCAGCAGAGAGCCAUCAAGCACAAAUGGAACAAUUAUUGCAGGAGCUUCGCAUUCUCAAUUCUUGCCGGCAUGAUAAUAUACUUCCUUUGUAUGGCUUCAGCAUGGAUGGCACAGAGCCAUGUCUUGUUUAUCAAUUUAUGCCUAAUGGCUCAUUAGAAGAUCGUCUUCUGUGCAGGCAAGGUACACUUCCACUUUCUUGGAUUCAGAGGCACAACAUAGCUCGUGGCACAGCUCGAGGAUUGCAAUUUUUACAUGUGAAACCUUUUAUUCACGGUGAUAUCAAAAGUGCCAACAUACUACUUGAUAAAAAUGUUGAACCACGAAUUGGAGAUUUUGGAUUGGCUCGAGAUGGCCCUCAGGGGCACUAUACACACAUGAAAAUAAGUCGUAUCCAUGGAACUUUAGCUUACUUGCCCAUAGAUUUUCUAAGGAACAAACAGUUGUCUACAAAAGUGGACACUUACAGCUUUGGUAUUGUAAUGUUUGAAUUAGCUACUGGCUUAAGAGCAUUUGAUGAGAAACGACCGGAGAAGUUCCUGAAAGAUUUUAUUGAGAAAUACCCAAACAAUGUUUUGGAGCUCUCGGACAAAAAGCCUGGCUUAGUAAAUCAUUUAGUGUUUGAUUAUUUGAUGGAGUUAGCCAAGCGCUGUGUAUGUAGUCAGGCCAGAGAACGGCCUGAAAUGGAGGAGGUGCUGAAAAAUUUGGAAGCUCAUUAUUGCAGACUAGUGGAAAGAGUUCAUCAUCCGCAGCCUCCUCGGAGUCCUGUGCCUCCUAUUUUUGUUGUGAGACCAGAUGCUCAUGCUGCUUUCAUGCAAGUCCCAGGGCUUCCGCAUGUUCCACCUCACUGCUUACGUCCUGCUGCUUCUCCAGUCCCUAUUCCUUAUUUGAAUGCACCACAAGAUGGCCACAUUUCUGUGCCUGAUGGGGGGCCAGAGGACUCCCAUUCAUCAGUUGAAUCCUCUGAGGAAGUUGAUGGAGCAGUGUCUAAUUUACCUGCUGUUUCUUCACAAAGUUCUCCACCUAGUAAUGCGGUCCUUCCUCUUCUCUCAGAAUUGGGAACUAAAGACAGCAAAGAGAGCCAAGAAAUUCCUCCUUCUCAAGUAGAACCUGGAAGCAUAUCUCGGAUAUCUCCGAACAGAUCGAGUAGUGUUCCAUCACCUAAAAUAACUGCUAAAGGAAAGAGACCCCUCUGUGGUGAUCUAUCACAUUAAAUUUUUGAAUGUUCUGGAACAACAUUCAAGUUUUAUUGGAAUACUUUUCCGAUAUUCUGUUGGCUAAAGUUCUUAUGAGUGCACUUUUUUAGUCGAAAUUUGCAUGAGUAACUUUUGACCAAAGACAUUACACAAGUUCAGUGAAAAGUCAAAAGUUACACAAGUUUAGCCAAAAGUUACUCGUGUAGCUUUACAUUCCUCUGUAUUUUUAAUCGGAAAGGCAAAUUAAUAAAUUCAUUGUUAUAUUUUAAUAAUAUUUUAUAAUUAGUAUCAUGGCAGUUUCAUUAAUUUUUUUGAAGUUGAAGAUAAGAUGCACAAAGCAAAGCUUCUGUGAUUGGAUUUUGAAAUCUGUUACAAUUUGUUUUGCACAAAGAAUAGGUUCCACAUUCACUACUAUAUAAUAGUUCAGCAGUUGCAAAAAGUGUUAAUUUGAAAGUUGAAUUUCAGACUGUAAUUGUUACUUUUACUUCUGCAAUUUACGUUCGAUCCUUGUACAUAUAUCAAAGGAUAUAAAUAUUGUAUAAAAAUAUGAGAUAACAUGGAUAUGCUGACACUGUGCACUGAAAACUGUAUCAGUGUUGUUUAAAAUGGUAGAAUAUGCUCCAAAUUUAAAUUGGAUUGUUUUUUUGUUUUGAAGCAUUCCAUGCAACAGUAGACAAAAAUGCAUUUAAUUUGAUGUAAUGGUGCUGUUUUAAUAUUGUAAGUAGUACAAAAAGUGUAUGUAGUUAUAAUGAACAAAAAAUUUAACUCUUCUUUGUGCCUGUGAGUAUUUUUAAAAUUGUUCUGGAGAUAUAUAUCAGUAACUAAUGUUUGAACAAUGUUAGGAAUGAAUUGGAAUUAGUAAAGAUUUUUAUUUUUGGAACAUAUGUACAGCUUUUUUCUACAAUUGGAUUAGUAAAAGAUGAUAUUUGCAUAUAUAUAUAGAGAUAUACAUUGUAUUGUUUUAUUUUAGAAUGAGAGGCACAAGUUAUGGUGCGGUGAGAAUUAAAUUUGUUAUUAAUUUCAAAUAUUUAUGAUAGUAUGAAUGAAAUGUCUAUUUUUAAUAAAUGUAAUUAAAUGUUGCAAAUUUAUCAUGUGUUUCCCUUUAUUUCAAGUAUUGAAUUUUAUGCCAAGCUUAACAUUGCUACACUACUUAAAAAAAUAAUUAAAUAUGACUUCAGUUUGAACAUGCUAUUCUUAUUCUUGUUCAUUUUGUUUUUAGUUAAGAAAAUUAAUUUGUAGCUUUUUUUUGUUUU
Molecule: messenger RNA, 3890 nt
Organism: Gryllus bimaculatus (two-spotted cricket)
Lineage: Eukaryota; Metazoa; Arthropoda; Insecta; Orthoptera; Gryllidae
Source: the annotation of a GenBank genome assembly